Messenger RNA from Anoplopoma fimbria (sablefish), 326 nucleotides. RefSeq names its product protein phosphatase 1 regulatory subunit 17 (gene ppp1r17). The record is from RefSeq and is a predicted model, not a curated record. Gene Ontology annotation, molecular function: protein phosphatase inhibitor activity. Gene Ontology annotation, biological process: regulation of phosphatase activity. The transcript has 4 exons. The annotation marks the transcript as partial. NCBI's taxonomy places the organism in Eukaryota, Metazoa, Chordata, Actinopteri, Perciformes, Anoplopomatidae.
GACGCUGCUGAGCCUGAGCCCAGAGGACCUCAGAGAUGACGACAGGCUGUAUGAGGUCGACCCUGGAGCCUGAACAUGGACUGAUGACACAGGAGAGCAAACACUGUAAGCACAACGAGGACGGCCUGGUGGACAGGAAGUCAGAGAUGAAGCAUGAUGAAGAGGACGAGGAGGCUCUCUGCACAAAGAAUCAGGAGGAAGACCAGAAGAAGAAACCUCGCAGAAAAGAUACGCCCGUCCUCCACUCUCCUCCACACAUACCAGGAGUGAGACUGCUGAAAGUGGAGAAGCAGAUGGUCCACUUAGAGGAUGAGGAGAAAGAUGUG